Capsicum annuum is the source of this 1023-nucleotide messenger RNA. RefSeq names its product organelle RRM domain-containing protein 2, mitochondrial. The transcript is spliced from 4 exons. Gene Ontology annotation, cellular component: mitochondrion. Gene Ontology annotation, molecular function: RNA binding. The record is from RefSeq and is a predicted model, not a curated record. Lineage: Eukaryota; Viridiplantae; Streptophyta; Magnoliopsida; Solanales; Solanaceae. Gene Ontology annotation, biological process: mitochondrial mRNA modification. Bases 167 to 634 code for a protein of 155 amino acids.
AAACCCGAGAACGUGUGAACUUCGGCCCAUUGGACUGAAGCCCGUAACCCGACUCUAAAGCACCGAGUAUUCAUUCGUUGAUUGAUUGAUAUUUCUAUAUUAAAAAAAAAAAAACCUAAAUCCCUGAUAUUUUUUAUUUUUUUUUGUGUAUUUCUGAACCCCUAAAAUGGCCUUACGAGCGGCCGCAACCACCAUUCCGGUAGCACCACGAGGUCUGAGAGCAGUUUUCUCUACAUUUUCGUCUAACUUUCCUUUUAAUCCACCACAAGCGCAAGUAGAGAAGCAGCCACCGGCUGAACCAUCCACCAAUCUCUUUGUCUCCGGUCUUAGCAAACGUACUACCUCGGAAGGGCUUCGAGAAGCAUUUGCCAAACACGGUGAAGUGGUCAAUGCCAGAGUGGUGACAGAUCGUGUAUCUGGUUAUUCAAAGGGUUUUGGUUUUGUUAGAUAUGCGACUUUGGAAGAUUCUGCAGCUGGUAUAAAGGGCAUGGAUGGUCAGUUCCUUGAUGGUUGGGUAAUUUUUGCCGAGUAUGCGAGGCCAAGGCCUGCGCCUCCUUCCAUGCAGGAUAAUUGCACUACAGGUGGAUAUGGAAACUACAAUGCACCACCCAUGUAUGGCAGGGAUAACAUGUGAACUUAUAUCAGCUCGUCAUGAUUGGGAUAUCAUGCAUCUGCUCAAACAAGAAUUCUUCAUAUGAACUAUGGUACUUAAAUGGCGUAAACUAAAUAGAUGUAUCAAUUUUUUGGAAACUUCUGUCAGCUGGUGUUUUGGUGAUACUAAACGGACCAAACCCAAGUUGACGUUCUUUCCAAUUGAAACAUGCGUGGAUCUUGAUCAUAAUUUCCAAGUUUGCGCAAGUUUAUUUGUUUGUAUUAGAUGUUUAGUUGUCAUAAGCAUGAUUUCGCUCGAACUUUUUGUUCCACUUCGGUAGAUUGCCAAAAUGUUUGUAUUUGGAUUGAAACGAAAUGGACCUGAAAAUAGUUUUAUCUAAUUUGGGAUGGAGAGCUAAUUGAUCGAGUAAA